Phragmites australis (common reed) is the source of this 1137-nucleotide messenger RNA. RefSeq lists its product as uncharacterized. The transcript has a single exon. NCBI's taxonomy places the organism in Eukaryota, Viridiplantae, Streptophyta, Magnoliopsida, Poales, Poaceae. The record is from RefSeq and is a predicted model, not a curated record. The coding region runs from base 188 to 862 and encodes 224 amino acids.
AACCCUUCAGAGCAAACUCCAUGUCAAAGCACCCUAGUACAUGCAUUGCAUGCAUGCAUGCAGUUGCACGUACACUACUAACUAGGUAGCGCCAGCCACUAGUAGCGAUCAACAGCAGCACCAGUUGAUCUCUCAUUUGUGCACUGUGUCGAUCAACUAAGCUGCGUUUCUUGAUCAUUUGGAGAAGAUGAAGAAGGCGUCCAAGUACUUGAAGCAGCUCUUCUCCGCCAUUGUCGCGGCGGUGAAGGCGAGGUCCACGGCGAUGGGCACCAAGGCCAACUCCCUGAGGACGCGCCUCAUCGUCCUCGGCAUCAUGCGCAACAAGAAGCUCCUGGUCAGCGCCAUCCAGAGCAAGAUCCACGCCAUCAUGAGCGGCGGCGGCCAGGGCGGCUACGCCAAUGCGGUGGCCAGCCACUACGGCGGCGGGGAUGAAGGCGCGAGCCGUGGUGCAGGCAAGCAUGCCGAACUUCUCGCCGGCGGAGGCAGAAAGGCCGCGGUGCUGCAGAGCCUGCCGAGCUUCGUCGUGGAGCAGGAGACCAGGGCCAUCGUGCUGCUCAGCAGCCUGCCGAGCUUCGCCUUGGAGCGGGACGGCGGCGCCGGCCUCGCGAGCUCACCGCUGGCCGGCGAGGAGGAGGUCCACGACCACUACGGCGUGGACGGCGAGAAGCAGCUCAUUGCGAACGCGGGGUCGGCGAUCGAGCUGGCGCGCGGCGCGGCGGAGGGUUGCGGCGCGGAGUUCAGGCUGGAGGAUGAGAUCGACCGCGUCGCCGACGUGUUCAUCCGGAGGUUCCACGACCAGAUGAAGCUGCAGAAGCUCGAGUCCUUCAAGAGGUUCUGCGAGAUGCUCGAGAGGGGCGCCUGAAUAUCAUUCAGUGGAUCAAUUAUUAACUGGUCUUGCGCCGCAUGGUAAUGGUUGAUCUAAUUAAAUAAUUAAGGAAGAGUCUGGGGGAUGUAGUUACUUAGAAUAAAUGACAAGAAAUUGAGUUUGUUUCUUGGAGUGAAGUCGGAGGUAUUUGAGUUGGAAUGUACUCAUGCUCCUUUUUAAGGGAGAAUUGAUGUACUCGAUCAAGUUGUAUAACGGCCAUAAAAAUGCGGGUUCCUAUGUCCCGUUCAGAACGCAUGUUGUUUUUUCCCCAA